AUGUACAACGCACUUGCACUGCCCGUCAUCCAAUGUCCGAUGGGUCUUGACAACAAAGGCAUCCCUCUUGGAGUACAGAUUGUGGCUGCCCCUGGAUGCGAUCGACUUCUAGUGGCAGCAGCGAAGGAGAUCAGUGCCACGUUCGGAGGAUGGAAACCUGCCUGGGAGCAGAAGUAA
Molecule: messenger RNA, 177 nt
Organism: Cooperia oncophora
Lineage: Eukaryota; Metazoa; Nematoda; Chromadorea; Rhabditida; Trichostrongylidae
Source: the annotation of a GenBank genome assembly